This is a messenger RNA of Onychomys torridus (southern grasshopper mouse), 8163 nucleotides long. RefSeq names its product maltase-glucoamylase (gene Mgam). The record is from RefSeq and is a predicted model, not a curated record. The transcript has 70 exons. Lineage: Eukaryota; Metazoa; Chordata; Mammalia; Rodentia; Cricetidae. Gene Ontology annotation, molecular function: alpha-1,4-glucosidase activity; carbohydrate binding. The coding region runs from base 1 to 8163 and encodes 2720 amino acids. Gene Ontology annotation, biological process: carbohydrate metabolic process.
AUGGCGAGACAAAGGUUUAAAAAGUUCAGCAAGUUGGAACUGAUUCUCAUUGUUCUGCUGCUUGUGUUGUUCAUCAUUGCCGUGGUUCUCAUCGUGCUCUUAGCCACUUCCACACCGUUAAAUGAUACUGACACAACUGCCACUCCAGAUGCUCCAACCACAAGAACCACUCUUAACCCGCCCAGUUGCCCAGUGCUAAGUGAACUGGAACGGAUAAGUUGCAUCCCUGACAAGUUACCUGAUAAGGACACAUGUGACCAGCGUGGCUGCUGCUGGGAUCCUCAGGGAGCCGCUAAUGUUUCUUGCUACUAUUCCAGGAAUCAUGGCUACCAAAUGGAGAGUGAUCCUGUGUUUACAAAUGCAGGAUUCACAGCCCAGUUGAAAAACUUGCCUUCUGCACCCCUGUUUGGAAAUGACAUCGAAAAUGUCCUGCUCACAGUCGAGUACCAGACAUCGAAUCGCCUCCACUUUAAGUUGACCGACCAAACCAAGGGAAGGUAUGAAGUGCCUCAUGAGCAUGUGAAGGCCUUCAGUGGAAAUGCUGCUCCUUCCUUGAACUACCAAGUUGAGGUCUCUAAACAGCCGUUCGGCAUCAAAGUCACAAGAAAAAGCAAUAACCGUGUGCUGUUUGACUCAAGUAUUGGGCCCCUCCUCUUCUCCGACCAGUUCCUGCAGCUCUCCACCCUACUGCCAAGUGCUAACGUAUAUGGUCUGGGUGAACAUGUGCACCAGCAGUACCGGCAUGACAUGAAUUGGAAGACCUGGUCCUUGUUUUCCAGGGACACAACUCCCAAUGAUGAAGGAAAUAACUUGUAUGGUGUACAGACAUUCUUCCUGUGCCUUGAAGAUAAGAGUGGAUUAUCCUUUGGAGUGUUUCUGAUGAACAGCAAUGCCAUGGAGGUUACCCUUCAGCCUACUCCAGCAAUCACGUACCGCACCAUUGGGGGGAUUCUGGACUUCUAUGUCUUCUUGGGGAACACACCUGAGGGAGUUGUUCAAGAAUAUCUAGAGCUCAUCGGGCGGCCAGCUCUGCCUUCAUACUGGGCACUUGGGUUUCAGCUCAGCCGGUAUGAUUAUGGAACCCUAGACAAUAUGAAGAAAGUUGUGGAUCGAAACCGUGCAGCACAGCUCCCGUAUGAUGUUCAGCAUGCUGAUAUUGAUUAUAUGGACCAGAGGAAGGACUUCACUUAUGACCCAGUAAAUUUUAAAGGCUUCCCGGAGUUUGUUAAGGAGCUGCACAAUAAUGGGCAGAAACUUAUUAUCAUUUUGGAUCCAGCCAUUUCCAAUAACUCUCUCCCAAGUGAUCCCUAUGGCCCAUAUGACAGAGGUUCAGCAAUGAAAAUCUGGGUGAAUAGUUCUGAUGGUGUAAACGCACUCAUUGGAGAGGUCUGGCCUGGAACAACUGUCUUUCCUGAUUACACCAAUCCCAACUGUGCUGUUUGGUGGGCAACAGAACUUGAGCUUUUCCACAACAAAGUGGAGUUUGAUGGCAUUUGGAUUGAUAUGAAUGAAGUCUCCAACUUUGUUGAUGGCUCAGUUUCAGGAUGUUCCACAAACAACCUCAAUUAUCCUCCAUUCACACCAAAGAUCCUGGAUGGGCGCUUGUUCUCUAAGACUCUCUGCAUGGAUGCAAUUCAGCAUUGGGGCAAGCAGUAUGAUGUUCACAAUCUGUAUGGCUACUCCAUGGCCAUUGCCACAGCAGAAGCCGUGAAGACAGUGUUCCCAGACAAGAGAAGUUUCAUCAUAACACGCUCUACCUUUGCGGGAUCUGGCAAGUUUGCAUCCCACUGGUUAGGAGACAAUGCUGCUACCUGGAAGGACCUUCAGUGGUCCAUUCCAGGCAUGCUUGAGUUCAACCUUUUCGGUAUCCCAAUGGUAGGGGCCGAUAUAUGUGGCUUUGCCCUGGACACAUCUGAGGAGCUCUGCAGGCGGUGGAUGCAGCUGGGGGCAUUUUAUCCAUUUUCCCGGAAUCACAAUGGCCAAGGCUACAAGGACCAGGAUCCUGCCUCUUUUGGAGCUGAUUCCUUGCUGUUGAAUUCAUCUAGGCACUACCUUAACAUCCGAUACACUCUGCUGCCUUACCUCUACACUCUUUUAUACCGUGCCCACAGCCGGGGAGACACGGUGGCUAGGCCCCUUCUGCACGAGUUCUAUGAGGACAUCAAUACUUGGGACAUAAACCGGCAAUUUCUGUGGGGACCAGGACUCCUCAUCACUCCUGUUCUGGAUGAGGGUGCAGAGAAAGUGAAGGCAUAUGUGCCUGAUGCUGUCUGGUAUGACUACGAGACCGGGGGGCAAUUGACAUGGAGAAAGCAAAGCAUUGAGAUGGAACUUCCUGGAGAUAAAAUUGGACUUCACCUUCGAGGAGGCUACAUCUUCCCCACACAACAGCCAGGCACAACCACAACAGCCAGCCGGAAGAACCCUCUUGGCCUUAUCAUUGCUCUGGAUGAGAACAAAGAAGCAAGAGGAGAGCUGUUCUGGGAUGAUGGGGAGAUGAAGGAUACUGUGGCCAAGAACAUUUACCUUUUCAGUGAAUUUUCUGUCACCCAAAACCAUUUGAAUGUGACAAUUUCAAGUCCAAACUACAAGGAUCCCAAUAACUUGGCAUUCCAGGAAAUUAAAAUCCUUGGGACACAGGCAAUUCACAAUGUUAGAGUGAAACAGAAUGGUGUCCUUAGUCAGAUGUCUCCUCAAAUCACUUACAAUUCAAACAUGAAGGUUGCCACCAUCACAGAUAUCCAUCUCAUGCUGGGAGAAGCAUAUACAGUUGAGUGGGACAAUGUGAGGGAUCUGGAGAAGAUAGACUGCUACCCAGAUGAGGAUGGUGCAACUGAGGCCAAAUGCACUGCCCGUGGCUGCAUCUGGGAGGAAUCCAGCUCUUCUGGGGUCCCUUACUGCUACUUUGUCAAUGAGCUGUACUCAGUCAGCAAUGUUCAGAAUCACCCAAAUGAGGCCACAGCGAACAUCUCCUUGAAGCCUUCUCCUUACAGCAAUGCCUUCCCCUCUACACCUGUGAAUCAACUGCAGCUUAGAGUGAUCUACCACAAGAAUGAAAUGCUGCAGUUCAAGAUCUAUGAUCCCAACCACAGUCGGUAUGAAGUCCCAGUGCCUCUGAACAUCCCCACUGCUCCAUCCAGCACCCCUGAAGGCCGUCUCUAUGAUGUCCUCAUCAAAGAGAAUCCAUUUGGGAUUGAAAUUCGCAGGAAGAGUACAGGCACUGUAAUCUGGGACUCUCAGCUCCUCGGCUUCACCUUCAAUGACAUGUUCAUCCGCAUCUCCACCCGCCUGCCCUCCACAUACAUCUAUGGCUUUGGGGAAACUGAGCACACAACCUUCAAGACAGACUUGAACUGGCACACGUGGGGCAUGUUUUCCAGGGACCAGCCCCCAGGGUACAAGAAGAAUUCCUAUGGUGUGCACCCUUACUACAUGGGGCUAGAAGAGGAUGGCAAUGCCCAUGGAGUCCUCCUGAUGAACAGCAAUGCCAUGGAUGUGACAUUCCAGCCCCUGCCUGCCCUAACAUACAGAACUACAGGAGGCAUUCUGGACUUCUAUGUGUUCUUGGGCCCAACUCCAGAGCUUGUCACUCAGCAAUACACAGAGUUGAUUGGUCGGCCUGUGAUGGUACCUUACUGGUCCCUGGGAUUCCAGCUGUGUCGCUAUGGAUAUGAGAAUGAUAUUGAGAUCGCCAGCUUGUAUGAUGAGAUGGUGGCUAAGCAGAUCCCCUAUGAUGUGCAGUACUCAGACAUUGACUACAUGGAGAGGCAGCUGGACUUCACCCUCAGCCCCAAGUUCUCUGGGUUUCCAGCCCUGAUCAAUCGCAUGAAGGACAAUGGGAUGCGGGUCAUCCUCAUUCUGGACCCAGCCAUUUCUGGCAAUGAGACACAGCCCUAUCCUGCCUUCACCCGGGGUGUGGAGAAUGAUGUCUUCAUCAGAUAUCCCAAUAAUGGAGACAUUGUCUGGGGAAAGGUCUGGCCUGAUUACCCUGAUAUUGUUGUGGAUCCCUCUCUAGACUGGGACACUCAAGUGGAGCGAUACCGAGCUUAUGUGGCCUUCCCAGACUUUUUCCGUGAUUCAACUGCCACGUGGUGGAAGAAGGAGAUUCAAGAACUCCACACGAACCCACAGGAACCAGGGAAGAGCUUGAAGUUUGAUGGACUGUGGAUUGAUAUGAAUGAACCUUCCAGCUUUGUGAAUGGGGCAGUUCCUUCUGGCUGCAGCGAUUCUACUCUGAACCAUCCUCCCUACAUGCCACAUUUGGAAGCCAGGGACCGGGGCUUGAGCAGCAAGACACUAUGCAUGGAGAGUGAGCAGAUUCUUCCAGAUGGCUCCCGGGUGCGGCAUUAUGACGUGCACAGCCUGUAUGGGUGGUCCCAGACCAGACCUACCUAUGAGGCUGUGCAGGAGGUGACAGGAGAGAGAGGGGUAGUCAUCACCCGUUCCACAUUCCCCUCUUCUGGACGCUGGGCAGGACACUGGCUGGGAGACAACACAGCUGCCUGGGACCAGCUGGGGAAAUCCAUCAUUGGUAUGAUGGAGUUCAGUCUCUUUGGCAUCUCCUAUACGGGGUCAGACAUCUGUGGGUUCUUUCAAGAUGCUGAGUAUGAGAUGUGUGUUCGCUGGAUGCAGCUGGGUGCAUUUUACCCCUUCUCCAGGAACCACAACACCAUUGGGACCAGGAGACAAGACCCUGUAUCCUGGGAUGAAACCUUUGAGAAUAUUUCCAGAAGUGUGCUAGAGACCAGAUACACCCUGUUGCCAUAUCUCUACACCUUGAUGUACAAGGCCCACACAGAGGGCAGCACAGUGGUGCGGCCUCUUCUCCACGAGUUUCUGUCAGACCGAGAGACAUGGAAUAUAGACAGACAGUUCCUGCUGGGUCCAGCCUUCCUGAUCAGCCCUGUGCUGGAGCCUAAUGCCAGAACUGUCAAUGCCUAUUUUCCUAAAUCCCACUGGUAUGACUAUUACACGGGUGCAGACAUUAACUCAACAGGAGAGUGGAAGACCUUGGCAGCCCCUCUUGAACACAUUAAUCUUCACAUCCGUGGAGGUUACAUCUUGCCAUGGCAACAACAUGCUCUGAACACAAACUUAAGCCGGAAGAACCCUCUUGGUCUGCUCAUUGCUCUGGAUGAGAACAAAGAAGCAAGAGGAGAACUGUUCUGGGAUGAUGGGCAGUCAAAGGAUACUGUGACCACAAACACUUACCUAUUCAGUGAAUUUGCUGUCACCCAAAACCAUUUGAAUGUGACAAUUUCAAGUCCAAACUACAAGGAUCCCAAUAACUUGGCAUUCCAGGAAAUUAAAAUCUUUGGGACAGAGGAAAUUGCCAAUGCUAGAGUGAAACAGAAUGGUGUCCUUAGUCAGAUGUCUCCUCAGAUCACUUACAAUUCAAACCUGAAGGUUGCCACCAUAACAGAUAUCCAUCUCAUGCUGGGAGAAGCAUAUACAGUUGAGUGGGACAAUGUGAGGGAUCUGGAGAAGAUAGACUGCUACCCAGAUGAGGAUGGUGCAACUGAGGCCAAAUGCACUGCCCGUGGCUGCAUCUGGGAGGAAUCCAGCUCUUCAGGGGUCCCUUACUGCUACUUUGCCAAUGAGCUGUACUCAGUCAGCAAUGUUCAGAAUCACCCAAAUGAGGCCACAGCGAACAUCUCUUUGAAGCCUUCUCCUUACAGAAAUGCCUUCCCCUCUACACCUGUGAAUCAACUGCAGCUUAGAGUGAUCUACCACAAGAAUGAAAUGCUGCAGUUCAAGAUCUAUGAUCCCAACCACAGUCGGUAUGAAGUCCCAGUGCCUCUGAACAUCCCCACUGCUCCAUCCAGCACCCCUGAAGGCCGUCUCUAUGAUGUCCUCAUCAAGGAGAAUCCAUUUGGGAUUGAAAUUCGCAGGAAGAGUACAGGCACUGUAAUCUGGGACUCUCAGCUCCUUGGCUUCACCUUCAAUGACAUGUUCAUCCGCAUCUCCACCCGCCUGCCCUCCACAUACAUCUAUGGCUUUGGGGAAACUGAGCACACAACCUUCAAGAUUGACUUGAACUGGCACACGUGGGGCAUGUUUUCCAGGGACCAGCCCCCAGGGUACAAGAAGAAUUCCUAUGGUGUGCACCCUUACUACAUGGGGCUAGAAGAGGAUGGCAAUGCCCAUGGAGUCCUCCUGAUGAACAGCAAUGCCAUGGAUGUGACAUUCCAGCCCCUGCCUGCCCUAACAUACAGAACUACAGGGGGCAUUCUGGACUUCUUUGUGUUCUUGGGCCCAACUCCAGAGCUUGUCACUCAGCAAUACACAGAGCUGAUUGGUCGGCCUGUGAUGGUACCUUACUGGUCCCUGGGAUUCCAGCUGUGUCGCUAUGGAUAUGAGAAUGAUACUGAGAUCGCCAGCUUGUAUGAUGAGAUGGUGGCUAAGCAGAUCCCCUAUGAUGUACAGUACUCAGACAUUGACUACAUGGAAAGGCAGCUGGACUUCACCCUCAGCCCCAAGUUCUCUGGGUUUCCAGCCCUGAUCAAUCGCAUGAAGGACAAGGGGAUGCGGGUCAUCCUCAUUCUGGACCCAGCCAUUUCUGGCAAUGAGACACAGCCCUAUCCUGCCUUCACCCGUGGUGUGGAGAAUGAUGUCUUCAUCAGAUAUCCCAAUAAUGGAGACAUUGUCUGGGGAAAGGUCUGGCCUGAUUACCCUGAUAUUGUUGUGGACCCCGAUCUAGACUGGGACAGUCAAGUGGAGAAAUAUCGAGCUUAUGUGGCCUUCCCAGACUUUUUCCGUAAUUCCACUGCCACAUGGUGGAAGAAGGAGAUUGAAGAACUCUACACCAACCCACAGUAUCCAAAUAAGAGCUUGAAGUUUGAUGGCCUAUGGAUUGAUAUGAACGAACCUUCCAGCUUUGUGAAUGGGGCAGUUCCUUCUGGCUGCAGUGAUGCUACUUUGAACCACCCACCCUACAUGCCAUAUUUGGAAGCCAGGGACAGAGGCCUGAGCAGCAAGACACUCUGCAUGGAGAGUGAGCAGAUCCUUCCAGAUGACUCUCGGGUGCGGCAUUAUGACGUGCACAGCCUGUAUGGGUGGUCCCAGACCAGACCCACCUACGAAGCUGUGCAGGAGGUGACAGGAGAGAGAGGGGUCGUCAUCACCCGCUCCACAUUCCCCUCUUCUGGACGCUGGGCAGGACACUGGCUGGGAGACAACACAGCUGCCUGGGACCAGCUGGGGAAAUCCAUCAUUGGCAUGAUGGAGUUCAGUCUCUUUGGCAUCUCCUAUACGGGGUCAGACAUCUGUGGGUUCUUUCAAGAUGCUGAGUAUGAGAUGUGUGUUCGCUGGAUGCAGCUGGGUGCAUUUUACCCCUUCUCCAGGAACCACAACACCAUUGGGACCAGGAGACAAGACCCUGUGUCCUGGGAUGAAACCUUUGAGAAUAUUUCCAGAAGUGUUCUAGAGACCAGAUACACCCUGUUGCCAUAUCUCUACACCCUGAUGUACAAGGCCCACACAGAGGGCAGCACAGUGGUGCGGCCUCUUCUCCAUGAGUUUGUGUCAGACCAUGAGACCUGGAAUAUAGACAAACAGUUCCUCCUGGGUCCAGCCUUCCUGAUCAGCCCUGUACUAGAGCUUAAUGCCAGAACUGUAGAUGCCUAUUUUCCCAGAGCCCGCUGGUAUGACUACUACACGGGUGUAGAUAUUAAUGCAAGGGGACAAUGGAAGAACUUGCCAGCCCCUCUUGACCAUAUUAAUCUUCAUAUCCGUGGGGGCUACAUUCUGCCCUGGCAGGAACCUGCCAUGAAUACCCGCUUGAGCCGUGAGAAAUUCAUGGGCCUCAAGGUUGCCUUGAAUGAUGGAGGACUUGCUGAGGGCUGGCUCUUCUGGGAUGAUGGGAAAAACAUCAAUAUCACUGAACGAUACUACUUGGCCAGCUUUUCUGUUAGCCAGAAUACAUUGCAGACACAUGUUAUUUUUAACAAUUACAUCACUGGAACAGCACCUUUGUACCUAGGCUACAUUGAAGUCUGGGGAUUGGGCAGUGUUUCCAUUACCAGCGUGAGCAUCUCUAGGAACAACUUGAAUGAAUCAGUCCCCUAUGACUACAACACCACAACUCAGGUAUUAAAAGUUAAUGUGACUGAGAAAAGAAUCAGCCUGCAUCAUUUCCAGUCACUGACAUGGAACUCUUCAUGA